Molecule: messenger RNA, 2483 nt
Organism: Apis florea (little honeybee)
Lineage: Eukaryota; Metazoa; Arthropoda; Insecta; Hymenoptera; Apidae
Product: heat shock factor protein
Biological process (GO): regulation of DNA-templated transcription
Molecular function (GO): DNA-binding transcription factor activity; sequence-specific DNA binding
Source: RefSeq, a predicted model, not a curated record
AUGGACGGAGUUUUUUCAUCAGAAAUCAAGCACAAUUUGCUAGAGAAUUAUUACCACAUUAUUAUAAACACAAUAAUAUGGCCAGCUUUGUCAGACAAUUGAAUAUGUAUGGUUUUCAUAAAAAAGUUUCUGUCGAACUUGGUGGUUUAAAAUGUGACAGAGAUGAAAUGGAAUUUGCACAUCAGUUUUUUUGUAAAGGACAUCCAUAUUUGGUAGAACAUAUUAAAAGAAAAAUUGCAUCUAGCAAAGGACAAGAUCCAACACUUACUCCUAUUAAGCCAGAAUUAAUGAAUAAAAUGCUUACUGAAGUUAGAAGUAUGAGAGGUCGUCAAGAACAUUUAGAUUCACGACUUGGAGCUAUGAAAAGAGAAAAUGAAGCAUUAUGGAGAGAAUUAGCAAUGCUUAGACAAAAACAUCUUAAACAACAACAAAUUGUCAAUAAACUUAUACAUUUUUUAGUUACUUUAGUACAACCUUCAAGAAAUGGUGGUCUUUCUGUUAAGAGAAGAUAUCCAUUAAUGAUUGAUGAUUCUAGCCGUCAACGUAACAAACAAGCAAAAUUAUCCAAGUCACAAGCAUCUCCCGCAGGACCUGUUAUUCAUGAGCUUGAUGCAUCAGAACCAGAUCUAGAUUCAGAAUAUAUUGUUGCAGAAAUGCUUGAAGGACAUCCAAAUCCAGCUAUUGAAAGUCCAGAGCAUAAUAAUACAUUAAUAAUGGAAGAUAACAAUAUGGAAACAAUUCAUUUGGUUGAUGAUUCUGUUCAAUUACAAGAUGAUAUACAACUUAUUAAUACACAAGAAAUUGAAGCGAAAAAGAAACGCGGAUGUAAGGUAAAAAAAAGUAAAUUAUGGCACAGCAACGAUUUUAAAAGCUCAAGAACGAAGAUUGGCAACUGCUUAUCUCACUUUUCUAGGGAAGAAACACAUAUGCUUGAAAUGCCAUUAGAGGAUUCACCAGUGACGAUCGCUUUGUUGGAAAAUAAACCAGUCUCUAAACCAGUACCUAUGGCAACUGUACGUAGUUCAAAACUUGCAGCAAUGGCAGCUAAUAUGAGUAAAACCACUGAAACAGAGCACGAGCUCGAUAUAGAAACUCCAACAGAUUUGGAAGAAGAUAUUCAAGAGAAUGAUCCAACUUUAGUGAAACUUGAGGACAUUUUAAUAGUGCCAGAAAUCAUCAACGAAGAUAUUGAAAGUAAUGAGAACGACUUUAGUGAAAAUAAUGGCAAUUCUGAAACUAGUGAAAAUGACACUACAUUUGAUCAACUAAACAAAGUAGAUGAUAACAAUGAACAGAAUAAUAGAAGAAAUUCCUAUACAAAUGGUGCUGAGAAAUGUUUGGAACAAGAAAAAGACAACUGCAAUGGAGCAAGCACAAGCAAUUCAAAAAAUUUAUCUCUAAGUUGUGUCAUUUCUUCUGGCAUGUGUGACGCUGCUUACAGGUUAGGUUCAAUGGAGGAAAUGGAUAAUCAUCUCGAAACAAUGCAAACGGAAUUGGACAAUCUCCGUGAAAUCUUACGUAGCGAAGGUUACAGUAUUGAUGCAAAUACACUUCUUGGUUUAUUUGGAGCGGAUGAUCCAAUGUCGUUCGGUAUGCCAGUUAAUCCAGAAUUAAAUCCACAUUCUGAGAAAGAGGAAGAUGAUCAUACUAAUGUUGCAGAAAACAUUAGUGGAACAAGUGGUGGUGAACUUAUGGCAUAUAAUCCUACUUCAAAUUUAUUAGAUUUCGAUGAUGACAUUUUUUUGAAUGCCACAUCUCCUGUAACUAGCACAGCAGGUGAUACAGCUACGACCAGUCUUUAUACCUCGGAUCCUCUAGAUUUGGAGGAUAAUAAAGUUUCACUUCUCAAUUCCUUAACAAAUGAUGUAAACACUUCAUCAUAAAGUCUUAUUCUUAUGCCUUGGAGGAAAGACUGCUGGAUUUUUAAUUACCUUAUUGGUAAUAUCUUCGUUUUAAUUAGCAUAUAUGAUGCUAAUUAAUCCUAUAACAAGUUUAAUAUAUGGAGGGGAUGAUAGAAACAAUUAAAGUGCAUAAAAUUCCUUGAAGAGGAAAGUAAACAAGAUAAAGAACCAAAUGACACAAAUUUAGAGAUUGAAAGAAACAAUUUACCUUGAUAUUAAUAAAUUAUACGGAUAAAAACAUAUUUCAUGAACUUAUUAAAAAAAAUAUAUGACAUACAAAAACAAUAAAAAGGAAUAAAGAAGUGAAAAUGUGCGCAUCAUAUAUAUAUAUAUUUAUAUAUAAUAUAUAUAUUGAGAAAAUAUUAUAAACUUCCAUUUUCAUUGUUUUGUAUAUAAUCACGCAGAAUUGUUGCAUUGAUAAGAGAAGAAACGUAGAAUAUUUCUUAAAAAUGUUCGUCACGAAAAAUAACAUUUUUUUACAUAGUGUGUGUAAUGCACAGUAUUAGAAUAUAAAUAAAUUCUAUAUUGAGCAAUAUGUACGUCAAAACGUACAAAUAUAUGUAUAUAGAAAUCUAUAUAUAU